This is a messenger RNA of Podarcis muralis (Common wall lizard), 7029 nucleotides long. It is a transcript of the gene RASSF7, whose product is annotated as Ras association domain family member 7. Gene Ontology annotation, biological process: signal transduction. The record is from RefSeq and is a predicted model, not a curated record. NCBI's taxonomy places the organism in Eukaryota, Metazoa, Chordata, Lepidosauria, Squamata, Lacertidae.
GAAGCCGCACAGCCGCCGCCGCCGCCGGAGGGGCUGGACUCGGGAAAGAGGAUUUGCUCGGCUGUUUCUGUCCCGGCUUAAGCGAGCGGAGACUCGGCCAGGGAAGACCUACUGCAAUGAUCCAGAAAGUUUAAUCCACUGUUUUGGUGAUGGAGCUAAAGGUCUGGGUGGAUGGUGUCCAGCGGGUUGUAUGCGGUGUCUCCGAACAGACCACAUGCCAGGAGGUUGUCAUAGCAUUGGCACGUGCCAUUGGUCAAACAGGUCGCUAUGUUCUCAUCCAAAGACUACGUGAGAAAGAGAGGCAGCUUCUCCCACAUGAAUGCCCUGUGGAGUCCAUGGCCAAGUGCGGACAGUAUGCCAAUGACGUGCAAUUCAUAUUGCAGCGCACAGGCCCCAGCCUCACCGAGAGACCUUCUUCAGACAGUGCUCCCCAGGUACCCGAGAGGACGUUUGUCAGGGCUAGCCUGCCCAUCAAACCCAGGCCGGUCGGCACAGAAGUGCCCAGGCCCAGGCAGCCCAAAAAAUCCUUAACCUUCAACCUGGGCCCUAUGGCCUCCAGUGACCUGCAUGCCAAGAACAAGCUGAAGCAACACAAGAAGGACAGCGUGGGCUGGAGGGAAGGUGCUAGUGGGGGCCUGCUUUCCAAAGAGGAACUGUUCAAGACCAUACUGCACCAACAGGAGCAUCUCUACUCCCUGGAGAUGCAGGGGGAUGCCUUGGAAAUGGACCUCCGGCACUGGGAACUCAACAGAGGCUGCUGCCAGGAGGACGAGAUCCUGCACCUGGAGCAGCUGAUUCGGCAAAACGAGAGUGAGCUGGGUGAGGAAGGGUUUUGGCAGAGUGAACUGCGCUCAGAGAAGGAGUGCGAAAGGGAGCGCCAGGAGAAAGUCCACACCCUGCGGGCCACCAUGGAGGAGUACACGCAAAAAAUACAUGAGCUUAUGGUGAAAACGGAGGCCUUGGAGAGAGAAAUUCAGUGGGAGAUUUCCGAGAGGGCCAAGAGGGCAAAGGAAGCCCCGAGGCAGAGCCCUACUGAACUAGAGGAAAUGGCAGCUAAAAUGAAAAGGGACCUGGAAGCUAAGGCCAAGCAGAGUGCCCACCUGGAGAGCAGCUUGGAAACUGUGGGGAAGGCCUUGGAGGAAGCAGAGCAGAGCCUUCAGGCCCAGAACCAAGAGCUGGAGGAGCUAAAUAAGGAGCUGAGGCAGUGUAACUUGCAGCAGUUCAUCCAGCAGACAGGAGCCAUGGUGACUUCCCCACAGCCCAGAUCAGAAGCGGAACCCCAGCUGGAUGAAACCAGCUCUGAGCUGCUGGCUCACCAGAGAACCGGAGGUUGGAACACAACUCAAAGGAUCUACUUGAGCCCAGCGCAGAUUCACCUCCCCGAGCCACAGCCAAGCAGUUCCUCGGCAAUCCACGAAACCUUCAGAACCCCCUGGUGUCCAGCUUGAACCCUGAGGGUGUGUAUGUUUGAACUGCCCUAAGCCUCUUGUGUGCUGAAAACCUGGUCUUGUCAAGCAGUCCUCCAGACGUCCUAAUCUUGCUAUAGUGGGGGGCAGCUUUCAUCUGCAAGGAGGUGGCUGUUUCUACAAACUCUUCUUCUACUCCUCAGUUUUUCUCUCCUGCCUUCUGUGCUCCUCCUCCUCCUCUCUCCCAGCUCCUUGAAUCAGCAGCUAGUGGCUUGGUUGUUUUGCAGGGGGUACCCAUAAACUGUAGCAUGUUGGGGCCAGCAGUAACCAAAGAGAAGGGAAGAGAAGCUGAGGGUGGGAGUAAGCAGAGAAUAACAGGAAGUUAUGCCUGCUGUAUGACAUAAUAGGCUCGGGCCAAGACUGCUCCACUGUGCAGUGGCGGAGAGAUCAAUAGACACUCACCAGUAACAGUCUGAUCGCUUGCAGGAUGGCAUUUUGUCUCGGAGCAGUUGCUUUAGCUACACAGUGCAGUAUUGCUUACUCAGCUGAGGAUGUUUGCUAGUUCAAGCCUAUUUAAAACUUCACUAGCAAAGACAAAGCCCUGCAUAUGCAAUUCGCUUGUCCUUCACCCAAGGUCACUCUGCCAAAUUCCUUUAAUGUCUCAUGUUUUAGUUAGCAGCUUAGAUUCCUAAAGAGUUGAUGGCAAGGGGAUCUUUUCUCUUUUAUACACUCUUACAGAAUGUGUGGCUGGCUAUCCCUGAUGAAUUAAUUGCAGCCCUUUCUUCAUCCACCAUUGUUAGUUUCAUUUGACAAAUGUAAAUUUUAAUCCCGUAUGCUGAGGAUAUGAAAUAUCUUGCUUCAAAGUGCACCAGAACUGGUCUGUACAAUUUUAAAAUGCUAGUCUGUACUUGCUGUCCAGCAGUGAGUUCCACCCUGCAUUCUGCAUGGAUCGGCUAUGCGAUCGAGUUCCCCGCAUAUGACAUCAGGACCAGAAGUUCCCAUUCCUUGUUUUAAAAAGACACAAUUUUAGCUUCCUGGUUUAGCUGGUCAGUUGAAACCAUUUCCUGGGUUAUGGCUGUUGUUGCAUGUUGACAGCUUCUAGGAGCCACAGGUGAGCACAUGAGUACAGGUUGGGAACCAAAGGUGAACAAAUUACCCUGGAAGGAGCACGAUGUGUCCCCCACCGGAGCUACCCCCCCCCAAUGCCCCGCAGACCCCAGCCCAGGAUCUUCAAGCACACUGCCCAGACUUGUGCCCUAGGGAGGUCACUUUGGUGCUGCUAUUGCAGUGGUUUGACUUCACCCCCAGAGGUGCACUCCAUUGUCUCUCAAGACAGGUGUAUGCCAAGAACUAUUUUAGCUCUGAAGGAAACAAAUGGUAAUUUUAGUCAGCCUGGCUGAAAACCAGCACGAAGUAUAAGGUUUCCACUCACAUCCUGCAAAGUGGUGUCAUGAGAGAGAGAAAGAGACAGACAGACAGACAGACAGACAGACAGACAAAACAUUUAGUGUUUUAUAAUGCAAUCAGUGCAUUCCACGUGUUGGCCCUAUGGACCUUAGUCAAAGCAACUUUGACACACAGCAAGGCAAGUAAUGCAGUAUGUCCACGUUGUCUUUCCAGACCAGUUUUUAAACCCUCGAAUGGUGAUGCUGGUGAAGAUAUCACUUUGUGGGAAUUAGGACCCAAUCCAUGGAAUAAUAGUUUGGUGAUUUAAUUGGCCAAUGAUGAUGGGCCCAAUAUCCAGUUUUGAACGUUUUUAUCUAUGCAAAUAGAUUUAUCUCCUGUUAACUUGUCCUGGGCAGGUCCCAUUUGUUUGAGUGGGUUCUGUUUUUAAAAAUGAUUCCUGUGGAAUGUUCCACUAGAGUGUGGUGGUGGUCCUCAUCCCAGCAACCUUCACUUUGUGGGCAACCUUCUUGACUGAGUCUAUAGAGAGGGUUAAAAUUAAAAGCUGGAUCCUCAAGAUAUUUCAGAAGCGAUCUAGGUGCAGUAUUUGGGGCUUUAAAUUAUCUUGAUUAUAGCUUGCAGUUCCCUCCCACCCCCAUAACUAUUUUUGAUGGCUAUGGAAUCUUAGUCUUAUCACAACAAAGAGCUAGGAAUCCUUUACAGUUAUAGCAUCACAACAGCCUUUCUAUCUAUUUUCUUGGCUGUGCUACAUUAAAUCAGAGUUGGUUUUCUCAAGCUGGUAUUCUGUUCUUGGAGAGUUCUGCAUAUUUUAAUGGUGAGAAUGGCUUCUGAGAAUGCUGAUACUUUGCUUUGAAUAUAGGAGCAAAUGAUCAUGAAAUUCUCUGUUGACUUGAACUAAUUUUCUGUGCUUGUGGUACAGAUUAGGUGGGCUUUCCCAUUUUGUGAUACUAUUACAGUAAGGUACACCUCUUAAAUUUUCUCGUGUGAUCAUUUCAGUUUGAUCACACUUUCAUGAAGAAUCUGUCGCUAUUUUUGUUUGAAUCUGCAAUUGCAUGGAAUAGCAUUUCCUCCCUCCCCACCCCUGCCUUCCUCUCUGUCUUCAUAUUCUGGUUUAUCAAACACUAAGCCAUCAUAAUGGGGUCACUUCAUUUAUUUUUAUAUGUCUUGCAGUCAUGUCCGCAAAGCAGAGCAUCUGGAGGUAAAAAGGCCAGCCAAGGAGGACUGAUUGCCUUGCGAGUAUAACUGUAUAGAAAUAAAACCCUAUUUCAUGUAUGUAUUUGACUUUUUAUCAUAAAUGGAUGGAUAUAGAAGGUUGUGCAAAAUAUUUUUACAGACUUUUUUAAAAAAGAACUUAACGCAUUGGAAGAAACAGACCGGUUGUAUUUUUUAUCACUACUACCCUGUUUGUUAUCAUUUAAAAUGAAGAUGCUGUUUUUGGCUUCUCUGAAAAUUUAUUUAACCUUUCUAUUUCAAAACUUCAUCACACAAGAGGACUAAAUGGCAGCUGCCCUGGAAGGGUGUGAAACCUGCUGGAGACAAAACUAUCCAGAGUGUAUACGCAUGAAUCCUCUGUGUCCAUUCAGAAGGUUAUACCGCAAGCUACUACCAUACAGUGAAAGGGUAUUUUAUCAGCCAGACGUCUUUACUGGACUGAAGCAACGCACUAUAGUGCUGCCACGUGUGCAUGAUAGCAGUUUUUACCUUGUAUGUUUGGUAUUUUGUGAAGAUGCACAUCUUGCUUUCUUUUUUAAGUUGGAAUGGGAUAAACAAACUGUUCUAUUCUUGGUGAACACAUAAAGAUGAAGAAAUGUUGCCCUGAGACAGAAUUUGUGGCCAUCAACAGGUCCCUUUCAUACUAAGGACAUUUCAGAUCUGGUAAAAUGGGAUUCUGGUGCUAGCAGUAUCUUGCCAUUUGUGCCUCGUGCCAAGUAUUGCACCAUCCACUAUUACACAAAGAGAAUCGGCUCUCUUCAUCCUGUCCAGGUAUAUUUCUCUGCAUAGUUUGGUGCAGGAAUGUAUAGUAGUCCUGUUCUAAACUGUUCCAAGGCCCAUAUGGCAAAACUAAACUUUUCCAAGCGGGUUUUCCCAGACUUUUCCCAAUUGUUGAUAACUGUGAAAUUACUCCAGCGGGGACUGCAAACUAAGAGAGUUCUCUGCUGUUGAGUGGCCAAUUCCUGGGUUUGUGUAUCUUGAUAUUUCUCCUUUGCAAAGUUUGCAAAGGCUGCUUUUUUUGUGUUGCAUAUGAGAUCAGCCCAAUGCUGCUCUUCAAAUGACUUACCUGUAGUGGCCUCUGCUUUGGCAAAAGCCUCUACGUCGUUCGGAGAGAACACACAUUGUAAACUCAAGUUUCGAUUCAGUGUGGCUUAAGAUGCUCAAGGCAUCUGCUAUAAAUUAAAAAAUGAGAACCCUAGGUCUAUACCCCUUUUCAGAUUUAUGCCAGUGCCCCACAUCUCCUGUACAUUGGCCUCUGCUUGUUGUGGGCCUUAUCAGAUGGGUGUGGAGUCCCUGUUCAAGGAUUUUGCGGGUGGGGGCAGGGAGGAGGGAAACGCAAAGCAGUAGUGGCAGUAAUGAGUUUAUCUUUCCCUUACAAUUCACAACAGGAAUUUCCUUUCAAGUUACAUUACACAGGACAUGCUGUUGAGCUUAAUCUGGGGAAAGUAGAAAACUGUGUGUGUGUGUGUGUGUGAGAGAGAGAGAGAGAGAGAGAGAGAGAGAGGGUGAGAGUGUAGGGGAGCAUGUAUAUAUAUGCAUGCUUGCAUGUGUGUGUGUCAGAUUGCCAAUGUAAAAAUUGGCAUUCUGGUUGCUGAAAGGGGAAAGAUUCUUCCCACCUGCAUCUCCCACACUCUUAGUUAGUAGCUUCUUGCAUUGUUUGCUAAUAUGACUUGGUUGGGUGAUCAGAGUAGACUGUGAAGCUGAAUGUGCCGUUCAACAUUAACUUCAAUAUGGGCAUGCAGUAUGUUGCUGUAAUUUAACUGCCUUUUUUUAACACUCUCUUUAUCUAAGCCUUCUUUAAAAAUAAAAUGGGAGACUUUAAACAAGUUAGAAUGCUGCUCCCCCUGCCCCCAAUACAUCCCUGGAGAAGCUUCAUACACGAAGUGGCAUUUUCACAUCAUGUUGAUGCUGGUUAUUCAGAAGCCUAAGAAAAGAAAGGAUAGCUUCAGAACUUCUCUGUUGAACACCUUCCCUUUAUGAGGCUAAUCAUAUACUACUGCAAAUAAUCAGCCGAAGCAUGUAAAGUUAUGUAGAAGAAACCCACCUUGUUAAAUAUUCAGCCUACUAGGUGGGACCUCAGAAGUACCAGUUAUUAUGUCUGAUAGAACAAUUCCCAAUAUAAUGUAGUCUUCUGUUUUACUAUCUUCUUAACUACUUGGACAUGGAUGGAAUGCUAUCAUUUCUCCAUUUGCAACUUAAACUGCACCCAUAAAGCUUCUGUCCUGCAUAAGUUCAAAAUUAAGAACAAAAAAUGCUGAGACAUUCCUUAGUUCAGUGGUAAAAGGUGCAGCCAAUAUCUUCUUACAAACUAGUUGGAAAAUAAUUUCAACAUUUUUUAAACCCUUGUUGUUUUGGUGCUUACAUUUUAAAAAGAGAGCUCUUGCUCAUUUUUUUUUACCAGGUCUGAGUGGAACCAGUAAUGAAUUUUUACUAACACUUUUAUGUUGCAAACCCAACUUGCUUCCAAACACAUUCCACAUUUUCUAGGACAGUAGCACCAAACAUCCUAGACUGUUGCAUUGAUGAAACCAGAUAGAACCCCUUUCAUUUGUAUAAGUUUGAGUCUAUUUAACAUACAUUAAUUUGGUCUUCAAAUAAAAAAAGGAUAAACUUUUAACUCCAAUUUUCAAAAUGUGUGAUGGAAGCUGCUUUUUAACAGCCGUGUAUGAUGGAGGGAAUGAAAUAACAAUUAUUGGUAGCAUUACUUGUUGAACUCUUUAUUUGGCCAGUUAAGGUGCAUCUUUUAUGUAUUUAUAAUGUCCAAAGCUGAUGUGCAUUCUCACUGUGAAACCAAGAGAGGCAAAUUGGCAUGGGAGGGUUGAAUGGAUGUUUGAGUGGGAGGCUGUGAAUGGCUCUGGGAGCCCUGAUCUUGUUUUAAAAUGUCUUUUGUGUAUUAUAUAAGAAAUAUGACUUGUUUUCUGAUUAGGAAAAAAAAUCCUUGUAUGAAUGUAUAUCCCAUGCACUGGCAUUGUCUGGUUUUAAAUUGUAAUAAAAUUCCUGAAAAUAA